This is a messenger RNA of Linum tenue, 147 nucleotides long. NCBI's taxonomy places the organism in Eukaryota, Viridiplantae, Streptophyta, Magnoliopsida, Malpighiales, Linaceae. The record is from the annotation of a GenBank genome assembly.
AUGAGGAUCUACAAGCUGGGUUCCCUGUGCCUUUCGUGCUCGUUUUUGCAAGGGAGAUUGUGUCGGUGGAUCACCGGUGGAACGAGCACGGACUGGGAGGAGACAAUUACAGGGGGCUGUGCAGGGAUUUGCAUCUGGGUCCGAUGA